Molecule: messenger RNA, 675 nt
Organism: Sorex araneus (European shrew)
Lineage: Eukaryota; Metazoa; Chordata; Mammalia; Eulipotyphla; Soricidae
Gene: CLDN17
Product: claudin 17
Exons: 1
Coding region: 1-675 (224 amino acids)
Biological process (GO): bicellular tight junction assembly; cell adhesion
Cellular component (GO): plasma membrane; bicellular tight junction
Molecular function (GO): structural molecule activity
Source: RefSeq, a predicted model, not a curated record
AUGGCAUUUUAUCCCUUGCAAAUUGCUGGACUGGUUCUUGGGUUCUUUGGCCUGGUGGGGAGCCUGGCCACAACUCUUCUGCCUCAGUGGAGAGUCUCAGCUUUUGUUGGCAGCAACAUCAUCGUCUUUGAGAGGGUCUGGGAAGGCCUCUGGAUGAACUGCAUUCGGCAAGCCAGGGUCAGAUUGCAGUGCAAGUUCUACAGCUCUUUGUUGGCUCUCCCCCCUGUCCUGGAGGCAGCCCGGGCCCUCAUGUGUGUGGCCGUUGUUCUGUCCUUAAUUGCUCUGCUUAUUGGCAUUUGCGGCAUGAAGCAGAUCCAGUGCACGGGAGCCAAUGACAGGGCCAAAGCGUACCUGCUGGGGACUUCGGGGGUCCUCUUUAUAGUGACAGGAAUCUUCGUUUUGAUCCCAGUGUGCUGGACGGCCAAUAUCAUCAUAAGAGAUUUCUACAACCCCGCCGUCCACGUCGGUCAGAAGCGAGAGCUGGGCGCCGCGCUGUUUUUGGGCUGGGCCAGUACUGCAGUGCUCUUCAUCGCCGGGGGGCUGCUCCUGGGCUUCUGCUGCUGUAACAGAAAGAAGCAGAGAUUCCGAUACCCGACCCCUGCCUACAGUAUGCCACACAGAGACACACACAGGAACACGAACAUGGUUAGUAAGAACACCACCAGUUAUGUCUAA